AUGCACAGUAUUGAGCAACUUUUGCAGGCAGCUGAAUAUCUCGACAGACGUGAAAGAGAGGCCGAACAUGGAUACGCCUCAACGUUGCCGAUGCCCGAUGAAUACAGUUACAGCUCUUCAAAAAAGAGAUCAAAGUCUAAAAAGACGCAAGGCAAUAGAUCAACUCACAAUGAACUGGAAAAAAAUAGAAGAGCUCACUUGAGGCAUUGUUUGGAGCGAUUAAAAGAUCUUGUCCCUCUUGGAGUAGAUUCAUCACGUCAUACAACACUAGGUCUUUUAACAAAAGCUAGGUCUUUCAUUAAGAAUUUAGAAGAGAAAGAGCGCAAGGCAAUGCUGCUACGGGAUCAGUUGGAGUGUGAGAACAGACAUUUGCGGCGCAGGUUGGAGCAGCUCAACCGGCUCAACCAGCUCAGUCAAGAGAAUAGCCACAGUCACAGUUUAUACCGUGUACGCCAGGAGCGCAGUAUCAGCGAGUGUAGUACUUCAACCAAUCUGUCCUCGUCGUCAAUGUCUUCGACUUCGUCUAUUAAAUCUGAAGAAUCUGAUGAGAUUGACAUCAUUGGUGGCUUCCAGAGUGACAGCGAUGACCGACUGAGUGUGGGGAGCCUGGCAAGCGAUGGAGGUGUUGAACGCUGCCGUCGCUAUAGUAACAACUUUUCCGAUGAUUCCGGUGUCUCUUCUGGGCUGUCAAACCUUUGA
This is a messenger RNA of Candidula unifasciata, 699 nucleotides long. The record is from the annotation of a GenBank genome assembly. Lineage: Eukaryota; Metazoa; Mollusca; Gastropoda; Stylommatophora; Geomitridae.